Molecule: messenger RNA, 1139 nt
Organism: Dermacentor andersoni
Lineage: Eukaryota; Metazoa; Arthropoda; Arachnida; Ixodida; Ixodidae
Product: transmembrane protease serine 11D-like
Biological process (GO): proteolysis
Molecular function (GO): serine-type endopeptidase activity
Source: RefSeq, a predicted model, not a curated record
UGAACAACGUGCGUAGACCGUAUGGGAAUGCAGCACGGGAUUAAGUUGCGCUUGCAUGUAAUUGACUGGCCUCAGAAAAGGCGAAGUUUUCAGCGCCAAGCAAGGUUGCAAGCUACCUCGCUAUGGUGCUCGCUGCCUUUCACCCUUUCAGCUUUGUAGCCAUUUUACGGCUAUUACUAUUUUCGUUCUUUGCGGCAGAAGGCCCUGGUUUAGUAUGGGCUUACCGCAUCUCCACUUGCACAUUAAACAGUGAGAUUUGUGGAAAAGGGUUCGCAAUGUCCAGAGUGCUGAGCGGGAAAUUCGUUCAGAGAGAUCAACAGCCGUGGAUGGUGUUUCUGGCGAUGAAUUUCACCACCGUGGUCACAUACUGCUCCGCAGUUCUUCUGACCGAGGUGCAUUUGCUAACCGCGGCAAGCUGUUUGUACAGGAACGGCACGUACCCUGUGUGGACUAAGGCUUAUUACAUGAGCACAGAAAGGCUCAAGGGCGACUUCCUCUACGUGGACCAGGUGCGACUACACACCGACUACAAUGCCACCAAUCACCGGAAUAACAUCGCCCUUCUAACGGUUCAGCGGCCUGUGGUGUUUAGCCGCUACACGAAGCCCAUCUGCAUACCAACGAACCCGAUGAACCUGACAGAUAUGCGCAUAACAGUGUCUGGCUGGGGACGACUCGGUGACGAGGUGCCAACUCAAGGAACGCCAAACGUGACAACAACAGGUAAAGCUGAGCCCGAACAGACGUCACUGUACCGAGGGACACUGCGUGGCCUGGACGGUGACGACUGUUUCCACCGAUUCAAGAACUACGGCUACGACGACCUCAUCAUGUUUUGCGCUGUCAGAGACCUUAAUGCUCUCUGUGAGGGAGAUGCGGCUUCUCCGGCGAUGGCCACUGGCAGCGAUGGCCUGACGUACCUACUUGGCUUGGCUUCUUAUGGCUUUUCUUGUGGCAGCAGUGAUGUUCCAAGUGUGUUCUUGCGGAUCGAGGCAUUUGUUCCAUGGAUCUACCACAAGCUGAACCGGUUCACCGAAUACACGGAAAUACCUACGCCUUGAUAGUGGCCUGGAAUGCAUUGCCAUUAUGUGAUUGAACCUGUAAGACCGUGCCAGUUAUAUAUAUAUAUAUAUAUAUAU